CGCGAGUUGAACGAAUAUCGCCAUUUUGAUCCCUUGCACUCCCUUUCGCGUGGCGAUUACGAGAGGGGAGCAAAGAAGAAUUUUAAAGCUAGGGUCAGCGUUACAUCCAUGUAGCAAAGAUGCCUACCUACUUCCAGCGACCAGAAAAUGCCCUCAAACGGGCGAAUGAAUUUAUUGAUGUUGGCAAGGAGCAGCGUGCAUUGGAUGCCCUGUAUGAUGUCAUCAAAAGCAAAAAGCAUCGUACUUGGCAGAAGAUCCAUGAACCCAUCAUGGAAAAGUACCUUCAGCUAUGUGUUGACUUACGCAAGUCACACAUUGCAAAAGAAGGGCUCUACCAGUAUAAAAAUAUUUGUCAGCAGGUGAACAUCAAUUCUCUGGUGGAUGUGGUCAGAAAGUAUAUUGCUUUGGCUGAAGAAAGAACUGAGGCAGCACGCCAGGAGUCACACCAGACUGUUCUUGAUAUUGAUGACCUUGACCUCCCUGAUUCUCCAGAAAGUCUCCUGCUUAAAGCAGUGAGUGGAGAAGAUACACAGGACCGUACAGAUCGUGCCAUCUUGACACCAUGGGUCAAAUUCCUGUGGGAGAGCUAUCGCCAGUGUUUAGACCUGCUCAGAAACAACUCCAGGGUCGAACGUCUUUAUCAGGACAUCGCCCAGCAAGCAUUUAAGUUCUGCUUGAAAUAUUCACGCAAGACGGAGUUCCGGAAAUUAUGCGACAAUUUGCGCACUCACCUGGGUCAUGUGCACAAGCAUCAACAUCAGCAAACAGCCAUCAACCUUAACAACCCAGAUUCACAAGCAAUGCAUCUGGAGACACGAUUGGUGCAGUUAGACUCUGCUAUUAAUAUGGAACUGUGGCAGGAAGCAUUUAAGGCAGUAGAGGACAUCCAUGGCUUAAUAACGCUGUCAAAAAAACAGCCUAAACCAUCACUUAUGGCCAACUAUUACCAGAAACUUGGCCUUGUCUUUGCAAAAUCUGGUAAUCAUUUAUUCCAUGCUUCUACCUUGCACCGUCUCUUCAAUUUGCUGCGUGAGCAACGCAAAAAUUUGUCUCAAGAUGAACUUCAAAGAAUGGCAGAUCGUCUCUUGUGUGCUACCCUAGCUAUCCCCAUCCCUGCCUCUCGCAAUGCUGUUGACAACCUGCUGGUGAUGGAUGAAAGUGGCAUCGAGAAACAGCGUCGUUUGGCUACCUUGCUGAUGCUGCCUUGUCCACCCACUCGACAAAGCCUUGUAAAAGAUUUGGUAAAGUAUGGAUCAUUGCAAUAUGUAACCUCUGAACUACAGAACCUGUAUCACUACCUAGAGGUUGAGUUCCAUCCUCUGCAGCUUUAUCCAAAGGUGCAGCCUCUAGUGCAGUUCAUUGCAGGAAAUGAAGAUCUUGCUAUGUAUGUUCCUCUAUUGGAAGACAUCAUCAUCACAAGGGUUCUUAAGCAAGUCUCACAGGUCUAUCAGACAAUUGAGUUCAAGAGAUUUGCUUCGCUGGUACCAUUUGCUGAUAAAUUCAAGCUGGAAAGACUUAUUGUCAGUGCUUCAAAAAAUUUGGAGCUACAGGCACGUGUUGACCACCGCAGCAAAUCUCUCAGUUUUGGCACAGACCUGGGCUUGUCACAGAAAGAAGAGGUUGCUGAAGGUCCUACUAUUCAGAGUAUGCCCAGUGAGCUGAUCCGAAACCAACUUACUGCUAUGGCUCAAGCUCUCAAUCAUGCUGUUGAAGUUGUUGGACCAAAGAAUGUGGAGGAGGAAGAGGAGCUACGUGCCAACCUUCUAAACAGCUACCGUCUGACUGCCAGGAAAGAGCACCAGCGUAUCUUGCAGAGACGCCAGAUUAUUGAAGACCGCAAAGAGCAGUUGGAAAACCUGAAUGAUCAGCGAGAGCGAGAAGAACAGGAACAGGUGGAAGAAGCCCGACGGCGUGCAUACGAAGCAGAAAUGGCACGACUAGAGAGAGAAGCAGAAGAGCGCAUGAAGCAACGGCAGCAGCAGGAGCACCAGGAAAUCAAGCGCAAACAUGUGCGAGAGCGCCUUGAGGAACUUCGCAAAACCCCACAGGGAUCCAAAAUCUUUCAGAAUAUUGAUGAAGAGGAGAUGGCUGACCUGGACGUUGAUGAGAUCAUGCAAAAGCAAGUAGAGCAGCUUGAAAAGGAGAAGCGAGAGCUUUUGGAGCGACUCAAGGGACAAGAGAAAAAGGUUGAUUAUCUUGCCCGUGCUAAGCGUAUUGAAGAAAUACCACUGUUGCUGAAACAGUAUGAAGAAGACAAAAAGGUUGGCAGGGAGUUUUGGGAACAGCAAGAGCAGGAGCGAAUAGAAAACUUGAAAAAAGAGCGUGUUUAUGGUCUAGAAACAAAAGCUCGCCUGUCCAGAAUUUUUGAAGACAGUGAGAUUUUCUUGAAUACUCUCAAAAAGGCACGGAAGUCUGAUUAUGAGGACAAAUUAAAAGAAUUUGAGAAAAAUCUGGCUGUUGAGCGCAAAACACGGCUGCUUGAACGCAAACAAAAGCGAAAAGAAGAACGACGGCAAAAGUGGAUUCUGGAGAAGGAAGAGGAAGCCCAGCGCAUCAAGGAUGAAAAACUUAAGCUCGAACGAGAAGAACAAGAGCGACGCCAAAGAGAGGAGAGGGAGAAAGAAGAGCGCGAAUAUGCGGAAAAGAUUGCAAAACUAGACCAGCAGGCUGAACGUCAGAGGCAGCGUGAGAAAGAGAUUGAAGAGCGACAACGUCAGCGAGAAAUUGAAAAUCGUCGUCCAGAUGAGGAAAAAGUUGAAGAACCUGAGAAACCUAGUGAGAAGCGUGUACCACACAGUGAUCGUGACCUUGAUUGGAGACGUGGUGGUGGUGGUAGUAGUGGUGGUGGUGGUGAGGAUGGAGCAAAAGGGGAGGGUGAAAAUCGUCCAUGGCGACCGCCAUCAAAACUUGGGUGGCGUGAAAGGGAACGGGAGAAAGAAAAAAGCAUGAGGGAAGACGGAGAAGGUCAUGAUGUGGUAGAUCGCCGAGAUGCUCCUCCACCAAGAGAUUUUGGAAGGAGAGAGGAACCUGACAGAGAUUUCCGAGAUAAAGCUCGUGAUUUCCGUGAUCGCCCAAGAGAUGAUAGAGACUUCCGUGAUAAGGCUCCACCUAGGGAUGACCGUGGACCUCGUGGAUUUGCUGACCGUGAGGAUAGAGGUUCACGUGGAUUUGGAGAGGGUGAUGAAAGAGGACCACGGAGAUUUGAUCGCUUAGGCCCACCAAGGGAGGAUCGUGACAUCCGUGGACCUCGUGAAGAAAGAGAUCGUGACUUUGAACGAGGCCCUGCUAGAGAUGAUCGUGAUUUCCGGGGCCCACCACGAGAUAGAGAUGAUCGAGACUGGCGUAGUGGGCCUAGAGACGGACCCCCUGGUGGAAGUUGGCGAGACAGACCUGCUAGGGAAGAUAAAGGAGAUAGUUGGCGAGACCGAGGCCCUCCAAGAGAGGAGAGGGGCCCCACGCGUGAUGACCGAAGAAGCGAUGAUAGACGGGAGGACAGGAGAGGUGGGGAGAGGGGCUCUGACAGCUGGCGUGACAGGGCACCCCCAUCUCGUGGAGAGGAGAGAUCUUGGCGGGAUGGACCAAGAACUGAUGGACUUAGGGGAACUCCCAGAGAAGAUGGGCCCAGGGGAGGUCCAAGAGAUGAGGCUCUCCGAGGAGGUUUGAGGGACGAGGAACCACGAAGGGGACCUAGAGAUGAUGGACCAAGAGGAGGACCAAAAGAGGAUGGACCUAGAGGUUUGAGAGAUGAUGGACCAAGGGGAGCACCCAGGGAUGAAGGGCUAAGAGAUGGCAUGAGGGAGGAAAAGGGUUCACGUGCAAUACCAAGGGAAGACAGACCAAGAGGGUCUCCACGUGAUGCUGGACCUCGGGCACCACCGAAAGAGAGAAAAUCCAAGCAAGAAAACACAGAAGAUGAUGGCUGGACUACAGUGCGCUACUGAAGACCUUUUGGUUGCUAGCAUUUCUUUUAAGUACAUUUUAAGGUGGUGGCAGAAGCAAUAGGUAUAAAUUAUAAUUUAUUCCAUGUACCUAUUUUCCAUUGGUGGUAAGGAGUUUUCCAACUUGCAUUUGACACAGCUUUGCACCCCAGUGACUUUAAUAGAAACCUGAUGGUGUCUAUGAUCUUUAUGCAUGAUCAUUCUUGUGAAAAGAAAUCAGUAGAAUAAGCUAGGUGACUUGAUGUAUGUUUUUAUUGUGUUGUCUUUGGUGUGGCACUAGCCAGGGUCUAGUUUUGCACGCAUUAUCAUUUGUGUUAACUAGAUGUUUGGCUUUGGGGGGCUUUGUCUCUCAUUUGUUUGAAAUAAAAGCAUAUGUGGAAUGUUACCUUGCAGACUGAAAGAUUGAGUUUCCUUGAUCUCUUGCUUACACUUCAGCUUUAUGAAUGAAUGACUGGGCAAAUAUUAGAAUGUGUUGUGCUCGUAGUCAACCAGUCUAGUUUGGUGUGUUAAUCUUUGAAGGAGUCUUCAUCAACCUUCUGUGGUUUCCAUGUCAAAGGUGGUCUUAGCUUGCUCUGUAUAAAAUCCUGUAAAGGUUUUAUGUGCCAGUGGUACACAAAUGCAUGCUUUAGAGUAUUGUGGUGGCACAAGUUUAAAAUGUGAAGGAAAUUAAUAUCAUAAACUGCUAAUAGCACUGCUUCACAAUACAGCUUAAAGCACAAGUGCAGGUUCUAAUUCAUAAUGAGUGCCAUUUCGUUUUUUUAAAUCCUGUUUGUAUAAACAAUUCCUUGCAAAUGUAGGUAUUUUAUGGCCACAUUAUUGGAAUCCGAAUGACUUGUAAUUAACAUUGAUGUUAAUAUAAUAAAAACUAUGCUGACUUA
Messenger RNA from Pomacea canaliculata, 4816 nucleotides. Its product is annotated as eukaryotic translation initiation factor 3 subunit A-like. Bases 120 to 3941 code for a protein of 1273 amino acids. Gene Ontology annotation, biological process: formation of cytoplasmic translation initiation complex; translation reinitiation. Gene Ontology annotation, molecular function: mRNA binding; translation initiation factor activity. The record is from RefSeq and is a predicted model, not a curated record. NCBI's taxonomy places the organism in Eukaryota, Metazoa, Mollusca, Gastropoda, Architaenioglossa, Ampullariidae. The transcript has 22 exons. Gene Ontology annotation, cellular component: eukaryotic translation initiation factor 3 complex, eIF3m; eukaryotic translation initiation factor 3 complex, eIF3e; multi-eIF complex.